This is a messenger RNA of Pseudonaja textilis, 2105 nucleotides long. NCBI's taxonomy places the organism in Eukaryota, Metazoa, Chordata, Lepidosauria, Squamata, Elapidae. The record is from RefSeq and is a predicted model, not a curated record.
CGGGCGAGAGCAGCCGGAAGUGGAAGACCGUCUCCCGUCAGUCCGGUGUUUACGCGCGGCGGACGAGCAGCCGUCCUUCCUGUAGCGGCUUCCCGGCCUCGCCGCCCACCGUCACCAUGUCGGGCUCCAGCAGCGCCCUCAUGAAGCAGCCCCCGAUCCAGUCCACGGCGGGGGCCGUGCCAGUCCGCAACGAGAAAGGGGAGAUUUCCAUGGAGAAGGUGAAGGUGAAGCGGUACGUCUCGGGGAAGCGCCCCGACUAUGCGCCCAUGGAGUCCUCCGACGAGGAAGACGAGGAGUUCCAGUUCAUCAAGAAGGCCAAGGAGCAGGAGCUGGAGCCCGAGGAGCAGGAGGAGGAGCUGGCCAGCGACCCCCGGCUGCGCCGCCUGCAGAACCGAGUCAGCGAGGAUGUGGAAGAGAGGCUGGCAAGGCACCGCAAGAUUGUGGAGCCAGAAGUGGUGGGGGAGAGCGAUUCUGAAGUGGAGGGUGAAGCCUGGCACGUGGAGCGUGAGGACACCAGUGAGGAGGAAGAGGAAGAGGUGGACGAUGAGGAAAUUGAGCGUCGACGUAAUAUGAUGCGCCAACGUGCUCAGGAACGCAAGAAUGAGGAGUUGGAAGUGAUGGAACUGGAAGAUGAAGGCCGUUCUGGGGAGGAGUCUGAAACUGAGUCUGAAUAUGAGGAGUAUACAGAUAGUGAAGAUGAAACUGAACCACGUCUUAAACCUGUCUUCAUUCGCAAAAAGGAUCGAAUCACAGUCCAGGAACGAGAAGCAGAGGCACUGAAACAGAAAGAACUGGAGCAAGAGGCGAAACGUAUGGCUGAAGAGAGGCGCAAGUACACCCUGAAGAUUGUAGAAGAAGAAGCCAAGAAGGAAUUGGAGGAAAACAGGCGUUCUUUGGCAGCCCUUGAUGCUUUGGAUACGGAUGAUGAGAAUGAUGAAGAAGAGUAUGAAGCUUGGAAAGUGCGAGAAUUAAAGCGAAUCAAGCGAGACCGUGAGGAACGUGAAGCGAUGGAGAAGGAGAAAGCAGAGAUUGAACGGGUACGGAAUUUGACUGAGGAAGAACGCCGGGCUGAGCUCCGAGCCAAUGGCAAGGUCAUCACCAAUAAGGCUGUGAAGGGCAAAUACAAGUUCCUGCAGAAAUAUUACCACCGCGGUGCCUUCUUCAUGGAUGAAGAUGAGGAUGUAUACAAAAGGGACUUCAGUGCACCAACUCUAGAGGAUCACUUCAACAAGACAAUCUUACCUAAAGUCAUGCAGGUGAAGAACUUUGGGCGUUCUGGACGGACUAAAUAUACCCACCUGGUGGACCAGGACACAACUUCCUUUGACUCUGCUUGGGGGCAGGAGAGUGCCCAGAAUACGAAGUUCUUCAAACAGAAGGCAGCUGGCGUGCGGGAUGUCUUUGAGAGACCUUCUGCUAAGAAGCGGAAAGUGACUUGAGUGGGAAGGAUAAUCCAGUUCCCUUUUAGCUCUGGCUCAACUGCUUUGUUACUAGGGACCACAAAAUAGUUUCAUUGGCCUGAAUUGACUAAGCUGGUGCUGGUUCAGCUUAAUAGACUCUCCUUUAGAUCUUUUGCAAUCCCAUUUCUAAUUUUGACCGACUAUAAUAAAGACAACUGCUCUUUAUAGGAACACUGUUAACAUAGUGAGGAGGGACAAACUUAAAUGAUCCAUAAUUUACUAAAUGAACCAUAUGAACAUCAUACAAACAUCGUUUUAGUGCUUGCGUGAAGCCGGUUUGUCUUCUAACAGGAAAAAGCCCCCUCCUUGUUCUGCUCUUAUUGAACAAUGGCAGCAUCAGAGGAUUGUUUGCAAAUAAAAUAGCAUUACAGCUUGUACAAAAUUCACUUUCCAGAUUGUAUUGUAUUGUUCCAUUUUUAUUUUGGAAUCUGUUGAUCUCACAGUGCCAGGGUUGAUUUUAUAGCUGCAGUUUGGGAAAUGGAACAGCUGGCCCCACUGAAUUCAGUAAAACACCACUAAAAAGGGUACAAGUAAUGAUAAAGUUGGAAUAAAGUUUAUUUUUCCUAUCUCCAGAUGUUCCUCUUUACCUAAAAAGCGCAAUCACAAGAAUCCAAUAGCCCUUUUCUGAUUUUCUUUGCAUUUUAU